AUGCCGUUGCAGGCACACCGGGCGCAGUGUGAUGGUUCAAAAGUCAAAGGCUUUAAGAUCAGCAGAGGGGAUUGCCUACAUCUACCGUUUGUCUCUAUUCGAGCACCGACUUCUUCUUGGAUGCUGGAAUCAUCACUUUGCGUGAAAGUUGUGCACGUCUUUGUUCAUCUCAUGCUAGCCACUCAAAUCUCUUCUCUAUCGAAAGUCGUGUUUCCGGAAAAUGGCGGAUACUCACAGGGUCGUCUAGAUAUUCGAGUGAAUGAGUUGUGGUAG
This is a messenger RNA of Somion occarium, 273 nucleotides long. NCBI's taxonomy places the organism in Eukaryota, Fungi, Basidiomycota, Agaricomycetes, Polyporales, Cerrenaceae. The record is from the annotation of a GenBank genome assembly.